AUGCCGGCCACCGCUGGGAGGGUUCGCAUGCCGGCGAACAAUCGGGUCCACAGCAGCGCCGCUCUGCAGACCCACGGCAUAUGGCAGAGCGCCAUCGGGUACGACCCCUACGCGCCCAACAAAGAGGAGAAGAACAAGUCUACCCACAAGAGCUCCUCCGCCGCCGAGCUCGAGCCCGAGCCCGAGAACCCAUACGCCAGCUUCCAGGGUCUGCUCGCCCUGGCCCGUGUCACCGGAUCCAACGCUGACGAGGUCCGUGGCGCGUGCAAGAAGUGCGGCAGGGUGGGUCACCUGACAUUCCAGUGUAGAAACUUCUUGAGCAUCAAGGACGAGGUCGGUAGGGAAGGUAAGGACUCGGACUCCAUUCAAGCUGCGGCCUUGUCAGGCCUGGAGAAGCUGAAGGGGGAGAGAGUGAAGUCAAAGGGGAAGACUUCCUUAGAAAGCGAGGAGAGCAGUGAGGAGGAGGAAGACAGCGAGAAUUCUGAUUCUGAUUACGAUUCUGAGAUAGAGAGGGCUAUAGCCAGAAAGUAUGGGAAAAAGGUUAGUGGUGGGAAGUCGAGACCGAUUAGUAAGAAGAAUAUAAAUGGUGACAGUGAUGAGAGUAGAAAGAAAGAGAGGAGGAGAGAGAGAGGGAGGUCGAAGAAGAGAAGUGGUGGGAAGAGGGAGAAUAUCAGUGACUCAUCGGAUGAGGAAGAAGGGAGGCGAAAGAAGAAGAAGAAGGAUGAUAGAAGGAGGAGAAGUGAUUUUUACUCUUCGGAUGAGGAUGAGAAUCGUAAGAGGAGAAAGAAUAGGAAGGAGAAAAGAAGGAGAAGGAGCCAUAGAUAUACGGACGAUGAGUCGUCCGAUGAUUCUAUUAAGCAGAGGAAUAAGAGGAGGAGCCGAAAGGGGCAUUCCGAUUCAGAUGUGAGUGGCUCAGAUGAUGACUCGCGAGUUGGGAGGGACAAGAAGAGGUCUGGAAAGAAGAGGAGGGGCCAUAGACGUGAAGAGGAUUAG
Molecule: messenger RNA, 993 nt
Organism: Striga asiatica
Lineage: Eukaryota; Viridiplantae; Streptophyta; Magnoliopsida; Lamiales; Orobanchaceae
Source: the annotation of a GenBank genome assembly